AUGUCUACUACCGACGGUAUUACCAAGUUCAUUAUCGAUUUCUUCAUUGGCGGUGUUUCCGCCGCUGUCUCUAAGACCGCUGGUGCCCCAAUUGAAAGAGUCAGGUUGUUGAUUCAAAACCAGAAUGAAAUGAUCAAGCAGGGUCGUUUAUCUAGAAAGUACGACGGUAUUAUCGAGUGUUUCAAAAGAACCUCUGCUGAGGAAGGGUUCGGCUCUUUCUGGAGAGGUAACACCGCCACCGUGAUCCGUUGCUUCGCAAUUCUAGCUUUGAAUUUCGCUUUCAUGGAUAAGUUUAAGGCUAUGUUCGGUUUCAAGAAGUCUGAGGGUUACUGGCCAUAUGGUCUUGCUGGUGCCACUUCUUUGGCUUUCGUCUACUCUUUGGAUUUCGCCAGAACCAGAUUGGCUACCGAUGUCAAGUCUAGGGACGGUGGUGCUCGUCAGUUCAACGGGUUGUUGGAUGUCUACAAGCAGAUCUUUACGUCCGACGGUAUCGCUGGUUUUUAUAGAGGUUUCGGUCCAUCUGUUAUCGGGAUCAUUGUCUACAGAGGUCUUUACCUCGGUUUGUACGAUUCCUUGAAGCCUGUUGUCUUGGUUGGUCCAUUGGAAGGUUCUUUCUUGGCCUCUUUCUUGUUGGGUUGGACUGUCACCACAACCGCCUCUACUGCUUCUUACCCGUUGGACACCAUUAGAAGAAGAAUGAUGAUGACCUCCGGUCAAGCCGUCAAAUACGCUGGUGCUUUCGACUGUUUCAAGAAGAUUGUUGCCAUUGAAGGUGUCAAGUCUUUAUUCAAGGGCUGUAGUAUUAACAUCUUGAUAGGUAUCUGCGGUGCCGGUGUUAUCUUCAUAUAUUAUCAGUUGCAGGCCUUUGUCUUCGGUCAGAGGUCUUAAGCGAUUUACCUGAGCUGAGAAUUCCUGUAUAUAUUAAAUCUGUUCUCUCUUUGAUACAGUUAACCUCUACCAAACAAUACUGGUAUACACACGC
Babjeviella inositovora NRRL Y-12698 is the source of this 982-nucleotide messenger RNA. RefSeq lists its product as uncharacterized. Gene Ontology annotation, biological process: mitochondrial ADP transmembrane transport; mitochondrial ATP transmembrane transport. Gene Ontology annotation, molecular function: ATP:ADP antiporter activity. The record is from RefSeq and is a predicted model, not a curated record. Gene Ontology annotation, cellular component: mitochondrial inner membrane. NCBI's taxonomy places the organism in Eukaryota, Fungi, Ascomycota, Pichiomycetes, Serinales. The transcript is spliced from 2 exons. The coding region runs from base 1 to 888 and encodes 295 amino acids.